This is a messenger RNA of Acytostelium subglobosum LB1, 945 nucleotides long. RefSeq lists its product as hypothetical. The record is from RefSeq and is a predicted model, not a curated record. The transcript is spliced from 4 exons. The coding region runs from base 1 to 945 and encodes 314 amino acids. Lineage: Eukaryota; Evosea; Eumycetozoa; Acytosteliales; Acytosteliaceae.
AUGGCAGCAGAUGAUUAUCUCGAGAUGUCUCUGCCAGUGUGCCCAGAGAGCUCAGUGUUGAAUCAAUAUAUAUACAAUCCAUCAAUCACCAUUAUCUUUGGCAGCUUGGCAUUGGCUUGCUUCAUUUUCGCAACGAUCAUCGCAUUCAAGUACAACAGUGUCGCAGUGUUCCACAAGAAGAUAAGAACACAAACAAUAUCGAAUACAAUAUGGAUCUUAUACUAUUUAGUACUUGGACUUAGAGGAGCAUCAAAUACAGUUCGAUUUGCAAUGAAUAGAAAUAAGGAGGAGGAGGCAGAGAAGAUAUUCUUCAUUGCUAGUUUGACGUUGAGUGGAUUCACUGCACUUACGUUGGCAUUGGCAUUGAACCAUCAGAGGAAAUAUAGAUCGUCAUCAUCACAGAAGCAACAGCAACUCAACAAGGAGACCGACCCCUUGAUCGCACCAAACGACCAAUCAGGCUCCAACCAUCUCAUCUCCAUACUCAAGAGAAAUGUCACACUCUCUGAGAUCCUCUUCCUCUUCUUCUUUAUCUGUUUCCUUGUAUUCCUCUAUGUAGAGAUAAUCAAGGAGAAUGCAGUAUUCUAUUACAUACUUUUGGGAUGCUGUAUUCUACAACAUAUACCAGUGUUGACAUUGGCAUUGAUGAUCACGUUCACACGUAAUGGUGGAGAGGGACCGACUACACAGAGCAGAGUGUUCCUGAUGCUGGGUGCACUGUUCAACAUCUUCAACUAUCUGCCCUUGUUUGUUUGGGCCAAAUUCCUGCCUGGUGGCUGUCCACUCUACGUGUUCUCCUGGGUGGACCUCAUCCAACUCUCUGACUUUGCAUCAAUACUCUUCUUCUUCCUCUUUUUGCGGUCCGAGUACAUUAGAAACGUUGAGGAAUGCAUAUGGACAGCUGUCAGUCAGAUACAAGAUACAUUCGACUUUAGAUUAUUCUAG